CUUUCCAAUUUCGACAUGUCUGUAAUGUUCACUGAGUUCGAUGAAGAAAUUGACAGUGAAAUAGCAAAAAUGUCACAUGGCAGCAGUGUGUUGUUUGCCAUGAAAGACCCCGACAGUCUAUCGACAGACAAUUUAUUCAGGCGAACUGUCCAGGAGAUGUUCUUACACUGCCCCACCCUACUCAAGUGUCUAACAUCAGCACUACACAAGUCGGGGAGCACAGAGACCAUGGUGGCCACCAUAGCUACGAUAUAUGGCAUGCUGAUGCACAGUAGAAACACCAAAGCGUCGGCCAUCCAGAGGCUGUAUUCAUCUCUUGCUAUCAGAUACCAUGCUGACAAAGAGCUGCUGUCCAACCUCAAUAAGGUUCAUUUGACGCUUUCGGCUGAAUCCAAAAGGAAUCUUGUGAAGGAAUUUGGAGACCAUAUGGAGGAUAAACUGAUUAGGGACCUCUCAGAGGGGAAGACGGGCAAACUGAAUGGGGAUAACUUGGACAUUCGAGUUCGAACAAGUGACAUCAGGAUGAAUAACAGGGACAAGGACUACCAUUUCUUCACAUCCUCCAUCAUCGACCGAGUUAAGGUCACCACAUACUCCGUGGCGCCCCCUGAAAUUGGCAUGGAUAUCGGCAAGGUUCUGACCUCUGCUGAAGAAAAGGGGACUUACAGGAAUGGCUUGAAGGUGGAACACCUUCCUGGCUUUUCAUGGAUGGCUAAUGUUUUCCCCAAACAUCUUGAACACCCAUUCAGCAAAGAAAUGGCACUGAGGUCCACAAUGCAUGUUCUACCAGUUUCCUUGAACAAUGAAGUAGCGUAUGAGGGAUGUGUCCGAAUAAUGGAUGAAUAUGUACAGAUGAUAAACAGAUGGUUUGCCAAAGCAGGAAGAGGAGACGAGUUGGAAGCUUUGCGAGUUCCAGUAGGUGGAGACCAACUGACCAGGGUUAGACUGCAAGGGGCCAAGGCUCUCCGAGCAGGGACACAUACAACCCAGCAACGACUUGAUCAGUUGUUUCCUGUCAUUGUCGAACUUUUUCACACACAACAGGAUUUCCUUGAGGUAUAGUGAACAUGAAAAAACAUUUUAGAAACAGGGACCAUCCUGGAGGACAAGAAUAGGAAGAAGUUUUAAUAAUUUCAAAGGGAAAGGCUGCUGAGUAAGAUAGAUUUUGUUUAUAUUUAUGUUAAAACACUUACACUGUUUAUCACAAGGAGAUCUUUGGAAAGACUAUAGACUAUAUUAUCCCUGUCUUGGAUGGUCCCUGCUAAGUUGCAUGACAUCAUUCUUUUAAUAAAGAGUAAAUACAUAAUCUUUUAUUUUCUCACUCUUUGCAUAGCGGAUUUACUCACCAUGACAUGAACAUUCA
This is a messenger RNA of Priapulus caudatus, 1363 nucleotides long. RefSeq lists its product as uncharacterized. The transcript has 4 exons. Lineage: Eukaryota; Metazoa; Priapulida; Priapulimorpha; Priapulimorphida; Priapulidae. The record is from RefSeq and is a predicted model, not a curated record. The coding region runs from base 16 to 1062 and encodes 348 amino acids.